Molecule: messenger RNA, 1696 nt
Organism: Austrofundulus limnaeus
Lineage: Eukaryota; Metazoa; Chordata; Actinopteri; Cyprinodontiformes; Rivulidae
Gene: ctns
Product: cystinosin, lysosomal cystine transporter
Biological process (GO): L-cystine transport
Cellular component (GO): lysosomal membrane
Molecular function (GO): L-cystine transmembrane transporter activity
Source: RefSeq, a predicted model, not a curated record
UGUAACCUUAUUUUCAUGGUUAUACGUUUGUAAUUUCUCGACAUCUUGAAUGAAAAAAACUGUACGUUACAUUUACCCUCUCAACACCUCAGGUAAUGGAUUUACUUGUGAUUUUGAAUGUUUGAAUGUUCUUGAUUUGUGAAUCCUCCUGCUCUGUUUCCUCUGGGUUUGUUUGCUUCCUUUCAUCUGAACUUGUUAUUUUGCAGUGAUGGCUGCUCUGGUCUGGAUUUGGAGGGCGCUCCCUGCUCAGUUGUUGGUCCUGUGCAUGCUCGCCAACAUCUCUGAAUCUGGAGUAAGUCUGAGUGUUCCUGAAGCUGUUACACUUGAAGAAAGCGCCACAGCGACCAUCAUUAUUUCUUCCAGUUCACCUGAACAUCAGUCAAUGGUGAUUCAGUUAAAUGUAACAUUCAGCUCUAAGAAAAACUACUCAUCCAUCAUAACCCUGCCUGAACAGGUGUUCCUUCCAGAGGAGGCUACCGCAGUUAAUUUCACAGUGACGUCACAUGAUGUUGGUCAGGUGACUACAUACCUGCUCAGCAACAACUCAGAUCUCGACAGGAUCCGGUUCACAGUGAUCCACAGCAGGGUUCUGUCAGUGAUCAGUGAAGUGAUUGGAUGGAUCUACUUCUUGGCCUGGUCCGUGUCUUUCUACCCUCAGGCGUGGGAGAACUGGAGGAGGAAAAGUGUUGUAGGUCUCAACUUUGACUUCCUGGCUCUGAACCUGACAGGAUUCAUAGCUUACAGUGUCUUCAACAUCGGGCUGUUCUGGAUCCCUUACAUCAAGGAGGAGUUUCUGCAGAAGAACCCUAAUGGGAUAAACCCAGUCAGUGCUAAUGAUGUGUUCUUCAGUCUCCACGCUCUCCUGCUCUGUAUCAUCUACGUCAGUCAGGCUGCUAUUUACGAGAAGGAUGGUCAGAAGGUCUCGUGGACAGCACGGCUCUUGUUGCUGAUUGCCUGGACGUUUGCUUUGAUCACCUUGUUUGUCGCUAUAGCCAAACAAAUCACUUGGCUGGAUUACCUCUACUAUUUCUCCUACAUUAAACUCGCAGUCACGCUGGUCAAAUAUAUCCCACAGGCAUACAUGAACUACAAGAGACAGAGCACUAAGGGUUGGAGUAUCGGGAACGUCCUGUUAGACUUCACAGGAGGAAUCUUCAGCAUUUUACAGAUGAUCAUACAGUCCUACAACAACGAUGAGUGGGCGCUGGUGUUCGGUGAUCCUACUAAGUUUGGUUUGGGUCUGUUCUCUGUGCUGUUUGACAUCAUCUUCAUGACUCAGCACUACUGCCUGUACCGACAGCCGAAGCAGUACGAAGCCGUCCCAGAACGAGACAACACGAACUGAGCAGAGCUGAUGCUUCAAACACAGGAGUCAAAGCUGCCUAACUACAGAGCAACUCUAACCCCAGGUGCAAAGCUGAAGACCUGCUGUUUGUCAUCAGAACCUUCUGGAACCAGCAGCUCAGACCUCCGUGUUCCUGUUCCUAAACUAUCUCAGGGAGAUCACUCGUCUUUGCUCUUGUAACUUUUUACUGAUAAGAAAAAAGAAAAAAAAACUGAUUUCAGCACCUUUUAAUAUUUAACACAUUAUCACUUUGGAGAUGUCAUUAUUUUUUGAUUAUUAGUUUUUUCCUCUUCUCAUUUGAGGUUUUUAUAUCAUAGUUGCUGUUGAAUUUGAUUAAAUAUGCUGAUUAAU